AUGAUCGGGGGAUCUAAGCUUCUUCCUCUAAAAAAGUUCAAGCUCCUGAGAGUUUGGGCUAUUGCUAUCCUUGCAAGCGCUUCUUUGGAGGAGCUUCCUGGUGACAGGACUUUAGCUGAGGGGGGGCACGAGGUCCCAAUUCCUGUUGUGAACCUUUCAAGCAGUUCACUCCUUUCUUCCAUUGGUUUUAGCGAUCUCCGCCAUCAGAAGUCUACUUUGGAGAUAAGGGUUAGUCUUCAUGCCAUCUCCGAGGACUCUCAGGGUAACCAAGGAGGCCAUGGAGAAGUUCCAAGAGCUCGGUCCGAUUGA
Messenger RNA from Ilex paraguariensis (yerba mate), 309 nucleotides. NCBI's taxonomy places the organism in Eukaryota, Viridiplantae, Streptophyta, Magnoliopsida, Aquifoliales, Aquifoliaceae. The record is from the annotation of a GenBank genome assembly.